This is a messenger RNA of Dendrobium catenatum, 1564 nucleotides long. RefSeq lists its product as uncharacterized. Bases 92 to 1261 code for a protein of 389 amino acids. Gene Ontology annotation, molecular function: ubiquitin protein ligase activity. The transcript has a single exon. Gene Ontology annotation, cellular component: cytoplasm. The record is from RefSeq and is a predicted model, not a curated record. Gene Ontology annotation, biological process: protein ubiquitination. NCBI's taxonomy places the organism in Eukaryota, Viridiplantae, Streptophyta, Magnoliopsida, Asparagales, Orchidaceae.
UAUCAUCCCAAACAGCCGCUAAGGAUUCGCGGGGAAAGGGUUAUUUUUGUUGCAAAUUAGCCGGUGAUUACUAAACUUUUCAAUCUUUUCCAUGGCGGAGGUCGUGGAGCUCUUCCAGUGCCUCGACAAGGAAGGAGGAGAAGAAGAAGAAGCUGAGAACGGUGAGGAGGAGGAGGACGAAUCGCGAUAUUGGUCCUCCGCCCUCAUACCCAUCCUCCCCGACCCCGUAUUUAGCUCAGCCUGCCGGAGCUCCUUUUCCGAUUCCGAGGAAUCUGCCAUUGCCGCCGCUGACUGCUCCGACUAUAACACACCCUUUGCCCGCGAUUUAUCCGACGACACACCUCCGUCGCCUCUUUUCGACCCCGAUCCUGAAGCCCUAGAUUCCCGUGAUUUUACUGUUCAUGAUUUUCUCGAUGGAGGCGAAUUAGGAGCGGUUGGGAAUCGACUCUUUGUCAGCAGUCCUGAAUCGCACGGCGGAGACCUCCGGAUUGUCGGGUUCGGAUCUGAGUCAGAUUCGUCAAAGCACGAUGGCGUGAUCGAAGCUGCUGAUUGCGAUAACGGUAGUAUAGCCCCGAAUCAGGCACCAGACGAUCUUGGCCGUCAGCUUAGCUCGAGUUUCAUCCCAACGGAUGACGGGCGGAGGAACUCCAUCGAAGAGUUCGAGUGGGAGGAAGUGGAUGAUCGGCUUGAUGAUCGUGGAGUUCUUGGCAUGAUGGUGGGCAAUGAAAAUGAUGUGACAUCGAGUAGAAGAGGAGAGGUAGUGGAUGUCCAUCUCGAACCAGAAGAGGCAAGUGGAGAUGUGGAAGAAGAUGACUUCAUUGACACUGACAGCAAUUUUGUCUCGGAACUUAUGUUGUUUAUGAAUAACCAUGUAAAUACUUCACUUAUCGAUGCACUUCUUCCCGAGAAUGAUCGAAUGGUCUUCAUCGAUCUUGCCGAUCCUUCCGAUUAUGAGUUCCAAUUUGGACUAUUGGACCAUGAUAAUAUCAUCAGAGGAAGUCCUCCGGCAGCCAAACUUCUUGUUGACGCACUCCCAUCCAUCAUGCUUACAGAGGAAGAUUUCGCAAACAACAAAUAUUUGUGUGCAAUUUGCAAGGAUGAGUUUUCACUGGAGGAGAGGGCAAACCAACUGCCAUGUUCUCACCUUUAUCAUAUUGACUGCAUCUUGCCAUGGUUGGGGAUUCGGAACACCUGUCCUGUGUGUCGGUAUGAGUUGCCAACUGACGAUCCAGAUUAUGAGAGUUUGAAGGGUAGGAUAUGAGUUGGGGGUAACUGUCACACUGGAAACUUCGCUCAGGUUUGGUUUAUGACACAUUCACUGAAGUUUAGAUUACAGAAUGCAAAGCAAGAAAAACAGCCAUGUAUGUUGUUAUCUGUUUAGUUUUAUCAUGGCAAAAAAAUCUUCCUGAUUGAUUUUCAAGUUUCAAAAGUUCUUUUGUUAGCUUGAGCUGAAUUUUAUGCUGGUUGACAUCUUUUGGGUGGUUUGUAUGUGAGUUGAAUGUGUUUGAAUGAUCUAUAUGCUAACAUUAUUGCAAACACAAAAAUGAGUUUUUAUUUUAUUUUA